This is a messenger RNA of Achroia grisella, 1076 nucleotides long. RefSeq lists its product as uncharacterized. The record is from RefSeq and is a predicted model, not a curated record. NCBI's taxonomy places the organism in Eukaryota, Metazoa, Arthropoda, Insecta, Lepidoptera, Pyralidae. The transcript has 5 exons. Bases 7 to 846 code for a protein of 279 amino acids.
ACCGAAAUGAGUAGAGUAAGUGCACCACAAAUGAAAAUACUAUUGGAUUUACUUAGCGAAGACGGCGUGUUGGUACGUGGGAAGGUGUCAUACACUAAUACAAACAAACUUAAUUUUUGGAAGCGCAUCGCAUCACAGCUUAACGCCGUUGAUGGUGGAGUUUAUAAAAACACAUGGAAAUGGUGUAAGAUGUGGGCAGACUGGAAAAAUAAAACUAAGAAGAAAGCCAAUAUACUGCUUAGACGGAAAAGCUACAGUUUUGCUCACCCCUCACCAACACUAACUGAUCUUGAAUUGAGACUAUUAAAAAUGAUUGACUACCCAAUUGAAGAUAAAGCAGAUGCAAUGAAACUGGAAAUGGGAGCAAACAAAGUUGAAUUAUCAGAAAUUUCUGAUGAUGUAUCUGCUGCGUAUUUGGUGGAGGAAUAUAAUGGUUCACAACCAAAUAAAGAUAGAAUGUCAUCUGAUGAGGAUGACAGUGCACCAGAAUGUUUUGAUCCUGCUGCUGAUAGUAAAUUUUGUGUUGUAGAUGAUAUGUCUGAUGAUGGUAUCAAUUCUAAAAUACAUGAAGAAUCUUCAGACAUUGAAAAGAAAGUGAAGUGGAAAGGGAAGACAUAUAAAAAGAAAAAGUUCCAUGAGUACAAAAUAAAGACUGAAUUAAUACUCCAGAAACAGAGAGCACAGCAUAAGAGUGAAGAAUUAAGGCUAAGAGCUAUAGAACUGAAAUUAAAAGGAGAAGAAUUGAGAUUGAAAGAAAUAGAAAUGAACAAAAUCAACUAUUUGACCAAUAUAGAGGAAGAGAAGUUGAAAUGCUUUAGAGAAAUCUCAACGUCAUUGAAAGAGUGAGCAUUUUUGCUGUUUUUUGUUAUAUUAGUUAUGCCCGUUAGCAUAAUAAAUUUAUGCAGGUUGCAGAGCUACACAUCUCUUUAUAAUAGUCAAACUUCUUAAAAAAAUAUGAUAUUUUUUAUAUAGACCAAUACAAACAAUCAUACUCAUUUAUAUAAAUGUUUAUAUCAUGUCAGGAAUCGAAACCUGCGACCAACAGAAAUAAGGCGGCGUACCAUACCGCUAGGCUA